CUGAACUUCAAACAUGGUGGAGCAGGCAAACACUUUACAUUGCACAUGUGAAAACAACUUUGUUACGACAACUUGAUAAAUCGAGCAAUAUUAAAGUUUUUCAAUACCAGAAUGGUGCAAUAACAUCUUGGGACAACAGUGAUAAUGCAAAUUCUUCGGAGCUAUGUAUCCCGAGUUUACUACACACAUGGACUGUUCUGUGCAAGUCAUCCCAUCUCCAUUCUCUGCACAGUAUGCUGUGUCAUCAUUCUGUUCUGCUACCCCCUGAUAUUUGUUCCCUGGCCUGGAAACAUUCCUGUAGAGUAUACAACUCCGUUGAGAAAUUACCAACCACCAGCAGUGUCCGUGCAGAAACGGGAGAGAACUUUUGCCAAUACUGAUGUCACUAGCAUACCAAGAUGGUACCAAGGCCUGCCUGUGGGUUUCAUCCAGCAAGUGGUUGUCAAGGCAACUGUAUCACCUUGGGAACCCACCCAACAUGACCCCCUGGAUGCCCUUCAUGCCCCACUGAGCAAGGUGUUUAGGGUGCUGGAAGAUGUGGAAAAAUUCAGACACACCCACAACGGGAAAGAAAAUAACUUGGUAGAUGUGUGCCUGCGUGUGUUUGAGCCAGUGCGUGGAAAGUCUGCGGAGAAACUAUUACCUGAAUAUGCUUGUCUGGUGCUCUCUCCUGCAAACCUCUGGCAGAGAAAUCUUAAGAGGUUUCUUUCGGACAAGGAGGUUCUGCAGACAGUUUACAAGAGAUACAACCAGGCUUACGAGGCUCCUCCCGGAUUUAGAGACCUGUUGUUUGGUGUACCUUGGCCCUCAACUGGGGUAUCUCGAUACUUUAUCAGAAAUCGGCAGCGAACCAUCACAUACGCUCUUACCAUUGUGUACAAGACUUUCAAUGAGAGCUACGUGAAUGAGCUGAGCAGGUACUUGGAGAGUCAAUACCCUGACAUUGCUGGCAAUGCAAACAACACAGAGGUAGACCAAAUCAUCCACCUUCACUACAAGAACAUCAACCCUUACUUCGAGUACACCCAUCUGAUCGUGCUCUACCUUGUGGUCCUCAUGUACAUCUACUUCUCUGUCAAGAAGAUAGAGAUGGUGAAGUCCAAGUGGGGCCUGGCGUUGAGCGCUGUUGUCACGGUGUUCUCGUCCCUCCUCAUGUCUGUCAGCAUCUGUUCUGUGUUUGGUAUGAGUACACAGCUGAAUGGAAGUGAGAUAUUCCCGUACCUAGUGGUGCUUAUCGGAAUGGAGAAUGUCCUAGUGAUGACCAAGUCAAUUGUCUCAACGUCCAUAGAACUUGAUGUGAGAGAAAGAGUUGCCAUAGGUCUGAGUAAGGAAGGCUGGUCCAUUACAAAGAAUCUAGUGAUAGAACUAGCUAUCAUUGCUAUUGGCUUCUUCACAUUUGUACCUGCUAUACAGGAGUUCUGCCUAUUUGCCCUGGUGGGUCUGUUGACAGAUUUCUUCCUCCAGAUGGUUUUCUUUGUCACCGUUCUCUCUGUUGACAUUCGCAGAAUGGAGUUGUCAGACCUACAGAAAUACAAGAAAGAAGUACCACCGGGGUCAGUUGGCAGUGCGGGGCUGGUCCCUGUGGUAACCUGCCCAUUUAAGGCCAAACUGCCCCAGACAAGAGUGAAACUGCAGCCCCGUUUUAACUUUUCCUCAGGCGUCAGUCUUCUUACUGCAAAAGGGCAGCCUGUGUCCCCAAGGGUUCAACAUGAGGUAAGGUUUUUCCAGCGAGAGACGUUCCUUGAUCUGCCUCGCAGACUGAGGUUUGUCUACUUCUGGGCCAGCACCAGGGUUGUCCAGCGAUUCAUCAUGGUCUGCUCUGUGAUAUGGAUUGUGUUGCUGGUGUACAAGUCCGGGUUGGUUCAUCACCUGACCAAUUCCAGCUUCCCCACCAAUGGCAGUGUGAUCCCACCUUCACCAGAUGCACUAGAACAAAUAAUCAAACAACAGGAGCAGACAACAAAUGGAGAUGUAAGCCGCGUGGUGUCUCCCCUGGCGUUCUUCUGGCUUAGCGAGGAUGAAGAGGUUGGUUCCGUGAGACAUACAGAUGUUCAGACGUGGCGUAAACUCUCCCCCACCCACUGGCUUACACUCUUCUCAUACUAUAACAUCUCACUGACGGGCAAGUACAUCAGUAUUUUACCCAGCAUUCAUCUGUCAAUUGUCAUCAGUCCUGAAGAAGCCAUCGAAAUGAGGGUGCCUGGAUAUAAAGCCAAAGUAACUCCAUUAAAACCAAAAGAAAAUAAUUUGAAGCCAAAGAUAAAUGAAAUCCAAAAUGAUGCCAAGAAUGAUGCACAAGAAACUGGAUCAGAAAUGAAUGAAAAUGUGCAUCAUAUAACAGAAGAUAACAAAUAUAAGACAAGCAGUGAAAUCCCGACAAUUUCACAAGAGCCGGACUUCUUUUCUGAAGAGUAUUUAAAAAGAUAUUACCCAUAUAUGGAUCCAGAGCAGUUGAUCAAACUUUACAACCCUAAAUCAAGGACUGAGUUCAUAAUCACUGUAUCUCUUGGCUUUCUCAGUGUUAUAUGUAUCACAUACUUUAUGAUGAUGCUUUAUCGAUGCUUGUGUACAAGGAAAUAUUCCAAAUGGCGCGCCUCAUGGAGUAAAAUGCCGAAGAAUGCUCGAGGAAACAACUACUUUAAGCAGAUCAAGGAAGCUGUGCCGAUUGUACUUCGUGGUCACCUUCAGGAAAUAGAAUGCUUGAUCACAGACGGCAGUGUGAUCAUCAGCUCGUGUCUUGGGGGUCAGUUACGGGUGUGGGACUCUGUUACUGGGGAAUGUCUACACAUCAUGCAAAGAAAGUCUGCCACACCACCAAUGAGAAGGAAGCCUUGUGAAGGUCGAAAUAUUGAGGACAGUGAUGCUGACCUUUACGCUGAAUACCAUGGUAGUCAUAGGAACCUUGAGGUCAGCUCCAGUGACCUUGACCUCACACCUCCUGAUGAGGAGAGGCCACAAAUGAGGCACAGGAAAAUAGAUGAGGCAAAAGAAAAAUGUAUAAGUGCUGAAAAGAAUAAAGAAACUUAUGAAAACUUUCCUGAUCUCAAAAGUACUAUUGAUACUGAUUUUACAAGGAUGUUUAAGACAUCUACACCAGAAAGUGCUAGAAAUAAACCUGUAAGUCAGGACAGUGAAUCCUCUUCUAAAAGGGUUUCAGUAAGUGAUAAUAGUUCUACUAGCAAAAAGGGUGUAACAGGGUAUGACUUUGAAAACAGAUUUGCUCAAAUGUACAAUGAACAUGAGAAAUAUUUAGAUGAAAAAAAGCAAGAUGAAGAACGCAGUAGAAGCUUUGAAGUAAGAGGCAAUAGGUCUAAAAGCUGGAGUGAAGGUGACCUGAGUGGGGACGUAUCAAUGUCAGAUACAUCUGCGCUGGAGCUGGCUCCGGCCCCGAUCUGGUGUCUGGCUUGCCGUGGUAACCUUAUCAUUGCCGGAUGCGGGAACGGAAAACUAGAGUUCUGGGACUCUACCAGUGGAACACUUAAGUGUGUAUAUGGGGAAAACCAGCCAGGCGUGACUGGAAUCAGCCUGGUGGGUCAUAGGGUCAUCGCUGCCCGUCUGGACGGUUCCCUUGACUUCCUUGAGCUGGAAACCUUCCAGAGCCCAAAGAUCUCAACGCCACUCUCGCCUUCAAGUCUUAACAGGAAAAUCAAAGGUCAUUCCCGGCACAUGAGUCACGGCCGGUGUGGCAGCGAUGAUCUCAGAUUGUGGGAUGAAGCCAUACAUUGUAACCAGGUACAGCGCACACAAGCCCACCAGAGACCCAUAACUGUCCUCGCCACAGAGGGGGGGAGAAUAGUCUCCGGCAGUCAGGACUUCACACUUAAGGUGUUUCGGCUGGAGGAUUACAAGUGCCUAUACACUUUACAUGGACACACAGGGGGGAUCACCUGUUUAUUCCUCGACAAGUGCACGCCCUAUGCGGCAGUGAGCGGGUCAGCAGACGGCACUAUCCGACUGUGGGAUCAACUCACGGGUCACUGUGUACACAAGGUCAGGGGUCACGAGGGCACAGUGGUGGGUCUCACGUGUACAGACAUGUACAUAAUCAGCUCUGGUCUGGAUGAUAAGCUAUGUGUCUGGGAGAGGAAGAGAGGGCAUCUGCUGUACUCAGUCGACAUGGAAACGUCAUGUGGAAGCUCAAUGGCGAUGCUUCAAAACAACUUUCUCGUCACUGGCAGACAGGGCUCCCUGUACCUGUGGGAUGUCCAUAAAGGAGAGCUGGUGAGAGUGGUAAACCUACAGCAGCGCAGUUGUAUAGCAUUCAUACAUCACAUUCAGGCGAUGGAAAACUCCACUAUCGUCUGUGACUACGGCAAUGAAAUCAAAGUCAUCCAUUUUCCUCUGGUGCUAGAGAAACGCGACUGAAACACUGCCCAACUGUUGAAAAGAAUUCUAAAAUACACUACCCGACUGUAUUUAAAUACCUCUACAGUGAAUAGCCUGAUCAAACCCUUGUUUGUGACCGUCCUACUGAACUGUACACUAUUUAUACUUAAAGAAUUCCACACAGUGAAAACCUGCCAACUUGAACAGAUAUAAGGGUGAUUGCUCAGAACAUUGUUAAAGUUUUCAACUUGAUUGACAACAUUGUUGUUAACUUUUAAGCGUCAAAUAUUUGAUGAUGAACAUAUUUAAAUAUAAACAAGUACAGCUCAAACAGUUGUCUCAAUAUAUGUUAGAAAUACAGCAGAUCACAAGUGUAUCCAAUAAACUUACAGAGCAGUAAGGAUUUGAAAGUUAACCUCAAUGACGCUAACAACGUUAACUGUAACAAAGUUCUGAACAAUCGGCCAACUGGUUCUUAUCUUUUCAGUAAGCAUACUCUUAAGAAUUUGUUCUAGUUAUGGAAGGCUUUGAAUUGAGUUUGCAAGUGAAACUUUCAAUUACAUUAAAAAAAAUCGUAAUAUAUUUUUUUAAAUUGAACUAUGAUUUUAAGGGUUCGGACCCACAAAUAAGUUCGCUCUCUGAUGUCUUUGUUAAUCUCAAUGUUAAAUGAUGAUGCCUAGUGACCCGUUACAAUUUUGGUAUUAUUUAGAGGGAAUUGGCUUGCUAAUUUAUUAAUAUGUCAAAUAAAUGACUAAUAUACACCAUACAUACAAUUAUUCCAGUUUGUACAUUUGCUCUUUAUUACAACUGACAUCAGAUUUAAUAAACAUAUUUUGCAGGCCAAAAAACAUUUUUUUAUUAUAUUUUUUUUGUAAAUAUCUUACUUUUUUCUGCACACAAAACCAUUUCAAAUGAUACCAAAAUCCUAUAAGGUAAUUAAUAUUCACAUAUUUGUGGGUCAGAUUCCUUAUUAAAAAAAAACACCUUUAUUGAUAGGGGAGUCCCACCGUUAAUUAUAGUUUACGGCUUACAGAUCAAACCUUUUUUAGCGAAGAGUAGUCAACAUGUAAUGCAGCUCUAUUAUCUUUACCAUAGUAAGAGUUUGAGGCCAAAAUGUAAAUGAAAUUUGACAUGUAUGUUUUUCAUUGAAAUGUAUUAUAAGCAAAUUUGUUUCACAAUUUUUGUUAAAGUCAAACUAGUUCAAAUUUGAUUUUUACAUGUACUGGUUUGGGACACCUUUUCGCCCAAAAAUGGAGGUUUUUCUUGAAUUACUUAAAAAACUGUGAAUAUUUUCAAUGCCACUUUACAGCCCGGAUCUAUGUUUCAUAUGAUAAGAUUUUUACUUAAUGCUUAUUUUAGGAAGGAAUUAGCAUGCCAAACAGACUCAGUAUAAUUUACUGAAAUUACUGUGUACCAAAUAUUCACCAACUUUGGAAAAUUGGUUUUAUUUAAAACAUCUUAAAAAAAGUGUUCUUGAUUGACAACAAAAUAUGUUCUGUUAUUUCUUCCUUAUUUGUAUAAAACUUCUUGCUCUCUUUAAACAAGUAUUUCGGAGUGAAACAGUGUUUAUUUUGUUUAGAAGUUAAAAUUGAUAAUCCUUUGCGGGUAGAAAAAUGGCACUUACUGGAGUAUUUUCAAUAUUGGGGAUAAAUUAGUUUUACUUAAGGGUGGGUAACUAAAUGGUACGGGCAGAAAAGUGGUCCCUAACCAGUAUGAUUUAUUUACAUCGCGAUGUGAAUCUUCCAUGUAUGAAUUUAGACAAAAGUUGUUAAAAUUGAUGUGACUUUCAGACUGAUAGUAAAGUUGUUAAGAUAUAUGUAUGACCUCAUGUAAACUUGUUAAGAUAUCUAUAUGACCUCGUGUUUUGUUGUAGCUUGUUCAAGGUUUGACAUAUCAUGUUACUGUGUAUUGUUAACUUGUCUGUUUUUCCAAGAUUAUUAUCUUGAUGUAUUGUGAUAGCCUUGGUGUCGUGUUGUCAGCUUUAAAUUGACCAUUACUCAAAGAUGAAUCGGUAUAUUCAAAUAAAAGUUCAUACUGAUUAUGCCAUGUAAGGCAAGGUCCAUAACUCUGGCUUUAAAAGCGCAUGUAAAGUAAGGUCCAUAACUCUGGCUGUAAAAGCGCAAGUAAAGCAAGGCCCAUAACUCUGGCUUUAAAAGCGCAUGUAAAGCAAGGUCUGUUACUCUGGCUUUAAAAGCACAUGCUAAGCAAGGCCCAUAACUCUGGCUUUAAAAGCGUAAGUAAAGCAAGGCCCAUAACUCUGGCUGUAAAAGUGCAAGUAAAGCAAGGCCCAUAACUCUGGCUUUAAAAGUGCAUGUAAAGCAAGGUCCAUAACUCUGGCUGUAAAAGUGCAAGUAAAGCAAGGCCCAUAACUCUGGGUUUAAAAGCACAUGUAAAGCAAGGCCCAUAACUCUGGCUUUAAAAGCACAUGUAAAGCAAGGUCCAUAACUCUGGCUUUAAAAGCACAUGUAAAGCAAGGUCCAUAACUCUGGCUUUAAAAGCGCAUGUAAAGCAAGGUCCAUAACUCUGGCUUUAAAAGUGCAAGUAAAGCAAGGUCCAUAACUCUGGCUUUAAAAGCACAUGUAAAGCAAGGCCCAUAACUCUGGCUGUAAAAGCGCAAGUAAAGCAAGGUCCAUAACUCUGGCUUUAAAAGCACAUGUAAAGCAAGGUCCAUAACUCUGGCUUUAAAAGCACAUUUUAAGCAAGGCCCAUAACUCUGGCUUUAAUGUGUGUCUAGUUAUGCCCCUUGUUUGACUGAGAAACCACCCUACAACAGACGAGCAUUGGCGUUUACAUUGCAACGCUCUCGUAAAAAACAUUUUUGUGAUAAUGCAAUUCCUUUCCAUCCAUUACUGUGUAAUAAAUGUAUCUUGUAAAUGAUGAAGUCAUGUUUACCCAAAAUGGAAUGUUGAUAUAACAAAUUGAUAUAUUCACGUUUAUAACAAAUUGAUUUAUUCAUGUACUCUUUCAUAUGGCCAAAUUUUCUUUUUAUCUUUUUUAGUAUAAUGCCAUUGUUAUCAUCAUUGAGUACUCUUAAGAUUUAUUUUCAGUAUUUCCAGAUUUCCCAUCUUAAUACUUCCAUUUUCAUUCAUGCCUAUUUUACCUUCUUAAAGGGAAAUUAUUCUCAUUUUUUGUUAUAAUUUUUUCAGCUAUUGCUUUUCAUCAUAAAUGCUGCAAAAGCCUGAGCUAAUUGUAUUUUAGAAAUCAUUCCUUAUUGCUUGCAAUGUAACAUGUUGUUACACGUUUUCCAUUGAAUUGCAGCAAGAUUCUCUAUAGACAGCAUAAAAAAUCCACAUAUCCAUUAAAGUUUGAGCAUAAAUCAAUGCAAUAUUCAAUCUAUAUGUCUUUAUAUGUGUGAGCAUAUAUUUUAUUUUCCUUCGCGAGAGACAUUUGUUUUAUAACAGUUUCUACCAAUCUGUAUUUGUACUGUAAUGUUCUAUGAUGUAUUAAUUAUUUUAUAUAUUAUUUAUUUUCAAAAUAAUGUUUUGCUAUUAAACAUUGAAUGAUAAAGUAAAAUGUUUUCAUUUUUAGCUUGUCUGAGUUAAGAUGUAAAAAAUGUUGAGGUGUCUUCAUAGCCUUGGCGUUGUUAUUCUGAGGUAUCUUCAUAGCCUUGGCGUUAUUAACAUGCAAAACUUAAACCUAGGCCAUAACUGAAAAAUAACAGUUUCUACCAAUCUGUAUUUGUACUGUAAUGUUCUAUGAUGUAUUAAUUAUUUUAUAUAUUAUUUAUUUUCAAAAUAAUGUUUUGCUAUUAAACAUUGAAUGAUAAA
Messenger RNA from Mya arenaria, 8093 nucleotides. RefSeq names its product sterol regulatory element-binding protein cleavage-activating protein-like. Gene Ontology annotation, molecular function: protein binding; sterol binding. Gene Ontology annotation, biological process: SREBP signaling pathway. Lineage: Eukaryota; Metazoa; Mollusca; Bivalvia; Myida; Myidae. The transcript is spliced from 27 exons. The coding region runs from base 145 to 4365 and encodes 1406 amino acids. Gene Ontology annotation, cellular component: Golgi membrane; endoplasmic reticulum membrane. The record is from RefSeq and is a predicted model, not a curated record.